GUCUGAGUAGCCGACGACAGGACAUUUGGCUCGUGGCACGUUCAGAAGAGUUGAAGGCGCGGACGGGCCUAGAUAUUCCUCUGUGUACGGCUGUGUCAAGAUUUUACAAGAUGAUUUCGAGAAGGGUGAGCCUCUCUGGAGUUGCGUGGAUGUUGGUGUUAUAUGAGGCGGAUGGGGUGCUGGACAAGUUUUGCUAGUAUGGCGUGACAUGACAUCGUUCAAGGUUUCCACUCGGGCAACAUGAAAACCAGGCCCAUUGGCAACUGCAGCAAUGCCGACUGGAUGGGGUCACUCCCCGCGAAACUCACCUCGAUGCCUCUCAAGCAUUUGGCUGUGCCAGGUUCUCAUGACUCAUUCAGUUUCUGGGUUGAUGAGAAGGCUCCAGUUGGACCUGACCAGAAAGCCGUGGUGAAACACCUGGCAGCCGUGUUCCGCCUCUUGGCCAAAAAGGUGAUGAAGAAGUGGUCCAUGACCCAGAACCUCACCUUCAAGGAGCAACUAGACGGCGGAAUCCGCUACUUCGACCUCCGCGUGUCUUCUAAGCCGGGCGAACCAGGCAACGAAAUCUACUUCAUUCACGGGCUCUUCGGCCAUAAGGUGCGAGACGGCCUCAACGACAUCAACAACUUUUUGAACGCUCACAAGAAAGAGGUGGUCUUCCUGGACUUCAACCAUCACUAUGCCAUGGACGAGCAGCACCACCGCUACCUCAUACGGAUGCUGCAGGACGUGUUCGGCUCCAAACUCUGCAAGCCCUGCGUGGUGGAGGACAUCUCCCUUAGCUACCUGUGGGAGCAGAAGUACCAGGUUCUGGUGUUCUACCACCACCCUAGCGGCUCCGGGGCUCCGCACGUGUGGCCUGGCAACAAGAUCCCGGCGCCGUGGGCCAACACCACGGACACGUCCAAGCUCAUCUCCUUCCUGGAGACCACGCUGGGGGAGCGGGCCAAGCAGGGCGCCUUCCACGUCACCCAGGCCAUCCUCACGCCACAGGUGCCCACCAUCGUCAAGGGCCUCAUCAAGGGGCUGCGCAACCACCUGGUGGAAAGGAAUCUGCCCACCAUAUUGACGUGGGUGGAGACUCAGAAGCCAGGUGUGGAUGGAGUGAACAUCAUCACCUCUGACUUUGUGGAGUUGACAGACUUUGCCAGCACUGUGAUCAAGCUCAACAACCACCUGCUUGACGAGAAGUCCGCUAGGUGACCUUCACAGCCUGGUAUCUCAGGGAAGGUGCAUACCGUGCUGUGAUGGGACCCCACCUUCUCAGCUGCUCAAUGACUAAUCUUCCAGAUUACUUAUGCAGCCAGGAACCCAGAUGAGUGCUCCGUCCAGGUGAUAUCUGGAUUCAGGUGACAUACGGUAUGCAGCCAGGUACCUUCUGCAGUCAAGUGAUCUCUGCAUCAGGUAUCUGUCAGAUCAGGUUCCUGCUAUGAUGGGAGCCUCUGCUCUACGACAGAUCUUCAAGGUGAACUACUGAAGCCAAGUCUCUGCUGCAUUGAGGUACCUCUCAGGCCAGGUAUGAGGAACAUGCUUUGAUGGGACCCCAACCUCUUACAGGUCUUACACUCAGACUUUGUCAGUACUGAGAUCAAGCUUAACGGCCACUUGUGCAGCCAGGUACCCUCUGUAAAGGGACCCCAGCCAGUACCAUGAUCAAGAUUGGCCAGGACCGUGACUGCUAACUUGACGAUAAAUCCGGUAGUUGACCUUGUCACCCACAGACUCAACUGACCUCUCUAUGCAGAUGAUCUCUAGAUUCAGGCAACCUGUGCAUCCAGGGACCUGCAGUGAUGGAACCCCCAGCCAUGGUCUCGCAUGACCAAGGAUUAGCGGCAUUUAGUCUCCAUGUUUAAGAUUGUUAGCCAAUCUCCAGAGGUGUGGGCGGAGUGAGCAACAUCACCUCAUUCUCUGUGGAGCUGGAGGACUGUGUCAGGUGAUCACUGCAGCCAGUUACCUGCUGUGACCUAGCCCCCACCCCCUUUAUCCAGACCCCUUCUGGCCGUCACAUGACCAUGGAUCAUCCACGUUUUAUCGCAAGGCAAAGACUGACUGUAAGCUAAUCAUCAGACUGAUGUGUCGGUGGAGUGAGCAACACCAUCUCUGGCUUUGUGGAGAUGGUCUGGGCUGUGUCAGGUCACAACAUACGUACGCACCAGUUACCUGCUCUGAUCCCUUACUGGGGUGUGGGUGGGGGUGUCACAUGACCAUGGAUCCCUUAUUAAGGCACAAAGCUAAGACUGACUCUGACGUGUGGGCAAAGUGAACAUCCUCCCCUCAAACUUUAUGAAUCAGUUGAACUUCAAAUCCAAAUUCAUCAGUGGACUUCUGUAGCUACCUGACCUCUGCUGUUCAGCCAGAUAUCUGCUGUGGCAGUAAGGCCCCACUCCCUUACCCACGACCCCCUAAUGACUAAGGAUCAUCCACUGACUAUCAGCCAAUUGUUAGUGGAUGGUAUGGCUAGACUGAUCCUAAACAGACUGUGAUGUGGUGGACUGGACACCAUAUAGGGAGAAUGAUGCCCAGCUCCUUCCAUAAUGGUGACCAUGGUGGACUUGAUAACAACAUAGGGCCCUGCGUGUUGCCCUUUCACUGUGACUGAUGAGGCAUUGGAGCCCAGAAAUGUAAUGAGGUAUUGUAUUAUGGGAUGGUAUUAUUGGAAGCAGGAGCUUGACGGGCAUCAGGCUGUUCCCAGUGACUCUUGCACCUAAAUGCUCAAUUGCAUAAUGUGGCUGUUAUAAACAAACAGACUUUUUUUUCUCCUGAACUUUCAUGUGUAUGUUUGGCAUGUGUGAAAUGACCCCGACAAGCACACGCUGCAGUGGUGAGUUUUACUCCUACUGUUUUAGUGUUCAGUGUGUAAUUUUAGUCAGCCUAGUUUACUUCCAAAAUGUGUGCUGCCCAUUCUCUAAUUUUAUUAUAUGAAUAUGAAGUAAAUUAUAUUUCCUAGUCUGACCAGAGUAGGAUUUACAAGAUGUCAAUGACUUAUUAUUGGUGGACUACAUGGAGAGGUUCUUCCUAUUCAUGUAUGUAAAGUGUAAAUGUCUAAGGGACAUAAUGGAUACUUACAAAUCGAUUUUGGUAGUGAAUAUUCAUGACAAAAAUGACAUUUGAGAAUGAGCGGCAUCAAUUCUGGAAAUAAACUACUGCACAAAUUACACAUUGGACAUUUUAGAUUGUAACCUGUAUCGUCUCAAGACUCACUACACCUGGACUGCUGGGAAUGUUUGCGGUUUCAUAGUGAUUUUAUAAUUUCAUACCCUCUGACAAUGACCAUACAAUUGCCAGCAAAACAAAGUUUUGCAAAGUUG
This is a messenger RNA of Engraulis encrasicolus (European anchovy), 3308 nucleotides long. It is a transcript of the gene plcxd2, whose product is annotated as phosphatidylinositol-specific phospholipase C, X domain containing 2. The record is from RefSeq and is a predicted model, not a curated record. The coding region runs from base 241 to 1203 and encodes 320 amino acids. Gene Ontology annotation, molecular function: phosphoric diester hydrolase activity. The transcript has 4 exons. NCBI's taxonomy places the organism in Eukaryota, Metazoa, Chordata, Actinopteri, Clupeiformes, Engraulidae. Gene Ontology annotation, biological process: lipid metabolic process.